Trypanosoma theileri is the source of this 3207-nucleotide messenger RNA. RefSeq lists its product as uncharacterized. Bases 1 to 3207 code for a protein of 1068 amino acids. The record is from RefSeq and is a predicted model, not a curated record. NCBI's taxonomy places the organism in Eukaryota, Euglenozoa, Kinetoplastea, Trypanosomatida, Trypanosomatidae. The transcript has a single exon.
AUGUUUGAUGAGCAUCAACGGCAGCUUCCAUGGUGGAAACUCAUCGUAUUAGAUGAUGCCUACCGUGAACGCAUAACAAAACUCACAACUGAACGUUAUCGUGAGGAGAUGUAUACAUUGCAAAACUUCCCAGAGAGACUUGCACCUGCGGCGUGGGAUGAUGGAACGCCUAUAUUUUCAUCCUCACAGUAUAUUUCUCUGGAAGAUGAUGAUAUUCCAUGGGCCACCAAACAUCCAAAUUCUCUUAUUAAAGUUUCUGCCUUUCGUACAUUACGUACAACAGCUAUUUGUACCACUUUAGUUUCUGGUAAAAAUGAGGAAGAGGAAGCGGAGCAAAUCCUUCAUAAAGUUCGACAGCUUUAUGAUGAUGAGAAGCCAAAUAAUCGUCUCUAUGGUUUAUCCUAUAUAUGGAAUAGACAACUCCCACCAGAAGGAUAUAUUCGACUUUGGCCUAAUCCAGCAAAGGCCAUGUGGCCAUCUAUAUUAGACUCAGAAGAGACCGUCACUCGCAAUGAUGUGAAUGGCACCAUCGCCGCAGCCACAAGGGGAGAAGGAAAUGUUACCAUUCCACGUGAUAUGAAUCCCGCAUGUUUAAAAGAUCCACUAUGUGUACAGGUAUUUCGAAAAAGUAUACCAAAUAAUAGUAAUAGUAAUAAUAAUAAUAAUAAUAGAGAAGUUCAAGGAAAGUACCUUGGAGCAUGGCGACAGAGUUUACUUUUUAUUCGUUAUAAAGUUGUUUGUUGGGCCCUACAUGAAGAGGAGCGAAGACGUACGAGUGGAGUUGUGGGUCGUCCAGUAUUAGCAUCCGAUAAAGCCCAUGCGGAUAUGGCUUCUACUUCUAUCACUUCUACUAUUAAUACUAAUACUAAUAAUAAUAAUACUAAUAAUGCUAAUAAUGCUACUACUACUACUACUACUACUACUACUACUACUACUAAUUCUAAUAAUAAUACUUCAGUCCAUCAUGAUGCGAUUCUUAAGCAUGUACCCAAAUUCUCACUUCCAUUAUUGCAAUUACAACGUGAUAAUGCCAUCACAAAAUUUAGUUCACGAACAUGUCGUGUUCAACUUAGUAGUAUUAUGCCCCCAGUAACAUGGGAAGGUAUUACACCUUCUCCAUCUUCACAGCAAUCAGAUCGUUCUUAUCAGAAUUGGAAUUUACUACAUCGUAAUUCCACACUCACUCGUCAAGCUGUACGGGAUGUAUUUAAUUUACUUCCAAAAAAUGAAGAAGGAUUACUUACCAAAACAACAUAUGUGGAAUUUGUACUUAAUUUAUUAAAUCUCUUUUUCCCUACACGAUAUGCCGCAACUAGUAUUGACAUAGCAGAGGAAGAAUGGGUAUACCGUGGAACGACGGAAUUGGUAAACUUUGAAACUUUCUUUGAGCGAUUUUUUACAUUUCCAUUUAUUUUUCUCCGUGAUUUAAAUACCGUUUCUGUACAGGAGUAUGUAGAAGUUUGGUGUUUAAUCCGAGUAUGUCUAUUAGAAGAUAGUGAGAGUAUUCUAACAAGUGCUCAACAUCAUUCAAGAGUGAGUUCAUCCGAUACAACUUCCCAAACAACACAAACUUCCUUAACGAGACGACCGAUCUUUAGUGCCUCUCUUCGUUGUUGUAGUCGUCGAGGAAAAAGAGGUUCGGGUUUCUUACAAGCCACUUUACAAUGUGUACAGAAAUUACGAGAUACAUUUGUUCAAGCUCCACCACCGCUUAUUUCUGAGAUUAGUGGUAUUUCACAUGCGGAGAUUAUUCGUUUAGGGAUGAAAAACUUUAAGAAUACGGAUAAUUAUUUACUUUAUAAUGCUAUGCGGAAAGUGGAAAUGGAAUCUGCGGAAACCCUCCGUUUUGUCCCACCCUCCCAUUUAUUUCCCAUUAUUUAUAAAAAAGGACAACAAUUACUUCUACAAGAAGAAAAUACGAAACUUCGAGAUCAAUUAGAGACAUCCUUUGGAACUCACAUAUGGAAUAAUAAAGAUUCCUCUUUAUAUACAGAAACAAAUGGAAGAUCAUCACCUACCUUUGAUUCCUUACAGGCUGUUGCUAAAGCUGCUGUCGCAUUGGUAGAAGCUCAAACAAAAGCAAAUGAAAGUAUGAAUGAACGAUUAGAAGCAUUGGAGCGAAUUGAAAAAGAACAACGACAUAAACGAUUGAUUGAAAGUUCUAUGCUUUAUCAAGAGAAACGUUUAAAGAGGCAUAAAGAACAUGCAAUGAUAUUAACACAACUUGCUAGAAGCCAUAGUUCUUGGGAGUUUUACCAACGAGAAGUAUAUGAAUUACCACGAGAAACAAAAGAUGAAGAAGAUGCUUUAAUUGCUUUUAUACAAGAUGUUCCUGAUGAUUUCUUUGAUGAUAGAUAUCCUUUACGUGUACGAUAUGGUGUACAUGUGGCUCGACUUCGUGCUCUUGCGGAACGUUCACGUGGAAUGAAAGAUCUUCAAUUAACCGCCAGUAGCACUAAUAAUAAUAAUAAUAAUAAUAAUAAUAAUAAUAAUAAUAAUAAUAAUAGUAAUAAUAAUACUAAUAAUACCACGAUGGAUAAUACAAUGAGUAGAUCUUCUCCAGAUCGCAAUACUGUAUCUGUGCCUUUACCCAAUCCCACUGCAUUAGUCUCACCCGAUGAUGAUUACAUGACUCUUUUAUCUGUUGGUGGAGUGGAUCUUUUCUCUUCCCGUGGACCUUUACCGGGUGUGAGUAGUCCAGGACCAUCCCGAUCACGAUUAGCCCAUCGUGGGCCUUCACCCGUCUCUAGUCAUUUCAAUUCCUCUGUACGAACCCGUACAAACACAAACAACACAACCCCAACAACAUUCACAAUAAUAGGAGGAGGAGAAAGAGGAAUAGGAGGAUCAUCAUCAUCAGCAGCAGCAGCAGCAGCGGCGGCAGUCCCUUCACUUCUUUCAUCUUUUAAGAAUUCUUUACCCUCUAUAUCUUCCUCACGCCUUCAAGGGCGAUGUUCACCUUCUACACGCUCAACGGCAGGGAUAAGGGAUCAUAAUGGUGUAAUGGAUGUGAGUGAAGAGGAAAGGGAGGAAUUAAAUACCAAACGAUCUCUGGAACUUCGCAUGCAAGUGAAAAGAGAUAUGGAUCUUCGUUACCGUAAGAUGUUACGAACAAUGCCACGUCGUCUUCAUCCACUUAUUAUUGGAACAGGAAGAAAAAGUAAAAAACAUAUUCCGACUGUUGAUACUCCUGCUACUGCGAGAUAG